AUGCCCAACUUCUGCGCGGCCCCCAACUGCACGCGGAAGAGCAUGCAGUCCGACCUGGCCUUCUUCAGGUUCCCGCGGGAUCCAGCCAGAUGCCAGAAGUGGGCGGAGAAUUGUAGGAGAGCCUUAGAAGAUAAAACACCUGAUCAACUAAAUAAACAUUACUGAUUGUGUGCCAAACACUUUGAGACUUCUAUGAUCUGUAGAACUAUACAUUUUAGUCCUUAUAGGACAGUUCUUCGAGAUAAUGCAAUGCCAACAAUAUUUGAUCUUACCAGCCAUAAUCCACACAGUAGACACAGAAAACGAAUAAAAGAAUUGAGUGAAGAUGAAAUCAGGACACUGAACAAAAAAAUUGAUGAAACUUCUGAACAGGAACCAAAACAUAAGGAAAUAAACAACAGCAAUGCUCAGAACCGCAGUGCGGAAGAAGGGGGUGAAGAGCAGGGUGAAGACAUUUUACCUUUAACCCUUGAAGAGAAGGAAAACAAAGAAUACUUAAAAUCUUUAUUUGAAAUUUUGAUUCUUAUGGGAAAACAGAACAUACCUCUGGAUGGACAUGAAACUGAUGAAAUCCCAGAAGGUCUCUUUACUCCUGAUAACCUUCAAGCACUGCUGGAGUGCCGGAUCCAUUCUGGUGAAGAGGCUCUGAGAAGGCGCUUUGAGACAACGGCAGUGAACACAUUGUUCUGUUCGAAAACACAGCAGAAACAGAUGCUAGAGAUCUGUGAGAGCUGCAUUCGGGAAGAAACCCUCAGGGAAGUGAGAGACUCUCACUUCUUUUCCAUCGUCACUGACGAUGUGGUGGACAUAGCAGGGGAAGAGCACCUGCCUGUGUUGGUGAGGUUUGUUGACGAAGCUCACAACCUGAGAGAGGAAUUUGUGGGUUAUGAAGCUGAUGCAGAAAUUUUGGCUGUGAAAUUUCACACAAUGAUAACUGAGAAGUGGGGAUUAAACAUGGAGUACUGUCGUGGCCAGGCUUACAUUGUGUCCAGUGGAUUUUCUUCCAAAGUGAAAGUCGUUGCUUCUAGACUUUUAGAGAAAUAUCCCCAAGCUAUCUACACACUCUGCUCUUCCUGUGCCUUAAAUAUGUGGUUGGCAAAAUCAGUGUCUGUUAUGGGAGUAUCUGUUGCAUUAGGAACAACUGAGAAAGUUUGUUCUUUUUUCCAUCGAUCACCACAACUGCUUUUAGAGCUUGCCAAUGUAAUUUCUGUCCUAUUUCAGAACAAUGAAGAAAGGGGCAAAGAACUGAAGGAAAUUUGCCAUUCUCAGUGGACAGGCAGGCAUGAUGCUUUUGAAAUCUUAGUGGACCUCCUACAAGCACAUGUUUUAUGUUUAGAUGGUAUAAAUAGUGACACAAAUGUUAGAUGGAAUAACUGUACAGCUGGCCGAGCAUUUGUACUCUGUAGUGCAGUAACAGAUUUUGAUUUCAUCAUUACCAAUGUUGUUCUUAAAAAUGUUCUAUCUUUUACAAGAGCCUUUGAGAAAAAUCUUCAGGGUCAAACUUCUGAUGUCUUCUUUGCAGCCAGUAGUUUGACUGCAGUGCUGCAUUCACUAAAUGAAGUGAUGGAAAAUAUCGAAGUUUAUCAUGAAUUUUGGUUUGAGGAAGCCACAAAUUUGGCAACCAAACGUGAUAGUCAGAUGAAACUCCCAGGGAAAUUUCGCAGAGCUCAGCACAGUAACCUGGAAUCUCAGCUAACCUCUGAGAGUUAUUAUAAAGAAACACUAAGUGUUCCAACAGUGGAACACAUUAUUCAGGAACUGAAAGAUAUACUCUCAGAACAACACCUCAAAGCUCUUAAAUGCUUAUCUCUGGUACCCUCUGUCAUGGGACAGCUUAAAUUCAAUACAUUCAAGGAGCAUCAUGCUGACACGUACGGAAGUGAUUUACCUAAUCCUGACACACUCUCUGCUGAGCUGCAUUGUUGGAGAAUCAAGUGGAAACACAGAGGGAAAGAUAUAGAACUUCCAUCCACUAUUUAUGAAGCCCUUCAUCUGCCAGACAUCAAGUUUUUUCCUAAUGUUUAUGCAUUGCUGAAGGUCCUAUGUAUUCUUCCUGUGAUGAAGUUUGAGAGUGAACGCCGUGAAAAUGGGCGAAAGUGUCUCAAAGCAUACCUGAGGAACACUCUGACAGACCAAAGUUCAAGUACCUUGGCUUUGCUUAACAUAAAUUUUGAUAUAAAACACGAUUUGGAUUUAAUGGUGGCUACAUAUAUCAAACUCUAUACAAGUAAGUCAGAGCUUCCUACAGAUAAUUCAGAAACCAUUGAAAAUACCUAA
This is a messenger RNA of Balaenoptera ricei (Rice's whale), 2277 nucleotides long. RefSeq names its product 52 kDa repressor of the inhibitor of the protein kinase-like. The record is from RefSeq and is a predicted model, not a curated record. Lineage: Eukaryota; Metazoa; Chordata; Mammalia; Artiodactyla; Balaenopteridae. Gene Ontology annotation, molecular function: protein dimerization activity.